This is a messenger RNA of Aspergillus glaucus CBS 516.65, 3822 nucleotides long. RefSeq names its product vacuolar protein sorting-associated protein 54. The transcript is spliced from 3 exons. Gene Ontology annotation, cellular component: GARP complex. The record is from RefSeq and is a predicted model, not a curated record. Gene Ontology annotation, molecular function: syntaxin binding. Bases 163 to 3375 code for a protein of 1070 amino acids. Lineage: Eukaryota; Fungi; Ascomycota; Eurotiomycetes; Eurotiales; Aspergillaceae. Gene Ontology annotation, biological process: Golgi to vacuole transport; retrograde transport, endosome to Golgi.
CCGAGUUACCGAUCGCGACUACGUUGCCGUGAAAGGCACAUUGACGCCAGCGCUGCGAUACCGCGGCUUUCAACAGGAACAGUUGUCCUCUGUCAUGAUUAGAUAGCAGUUCAGCACGAUCAGUACGCUGGCCGUUGGAUCCGGCCUUUUCGCACGAUCGAAAUGUCCGCCGCGAGUCCCCGGAAGUCGAUUGACAGCCUUGCCUCGGGUGCGUCUACGCCGUCAUUAUCCCAACAGUCCGCCAAUCCGUUCGAUUCGCCCCGGGUCCCGCUUCAGCGAAACAUCCCCCUGAGGAGAGGGUCGACUGCGAGCUCGGUUGUGAGCAUUGGAGGAGCUCUGGACUCGUCACAACAUCAUGGGUCAAUUGCGGAAGCAGGGCAGAAUGCGAUUUCCACCCUGCUCCAACCUCCGAUUGUCCGCACGGGACUGCUCCCUCACACUGCGGUGUCCUCUACCGGAUAUAAACCCCCAUCGUCUCGCGAUAUACCCCCGGUGACGUUGACAAAUAUACCCCAUGUCGAUCCGAAAGCGUUUCAACCAUAUAUGACCCAGGUGGGGUCACUGUACGAUGUAUUUCAACAAGCUAAGGAAAGCGCCGGAGAAGAAUCACAACUCGCGCGGGGAGGCAAGGGUCCCUCAAAGUCGGACGAUUUUGAUAGAUUCGGGUCCAGAUCGCAGGAACGACGACCGUCGACAUUGUCUAUUAGCUCACGUGCCAGCUCGCCAUACGAUGCUAGAGGUAGAAGACGGUCUUCUGGUGGACUAAGCCGUGGACAGGGAAUUACGCCGCUCUCUACGAUUCCGCCAUUAUACUUUGAGGAAGAGUUCCAUCUCGAAAACCCCCGGAUAUUCGAUGUGGUGUCGGAGAAAUCAGACAUAAUUAGGCCUCCUUCGAAUGGGGCUACCGGGGAGCCCGCGCCAAGUGGUAGAAAGGCCCUUGCUACGAACGCCAUUCUGCAGGAGAAACUGUCAUGGUACAUGGAUACAGUGGAAAUUCACCUUAUUUCGUCCAUCUCUACAGCGUCCAAAUCCUUCUUUUCAGCGCUAGGGUCCCUGCGUGAACUACACUCCGAAGCAGCAGACUCAGUAAAACGAAUACAAACAUUGCGGAAGGACCUCCAAAAGAUCGACCGGGAAAUGGCAUUAGGGGGCCUCAAGAUCGUCAACCUGCGACGUCGAAGGGAAAACGUUCGAAUGCUUGCCGACGCUGUGUCUCAACUUUGCGACGUGGUCGAGUCCGUCUCUCGGUGCGACCAGCUUGUGGAGAGCGGCGAAAUCGAGCAGGCUGCUGACGGCCUUGAGGAGGUUGAGAGAUUAAUGGCUGGAGAGCAUGCUGAUGGACGUCCUAGCGAAGACGGUGCUUCACCAGAGCGGAAGAGACGUAUUGAUUUGCGGGGGAUCAAAGCUCUAGAAGGUGCAUCCGACGACCUUGCGCAGUUGAGGUCCAAGAUCGGCGCGGGGUACGAGAGCCGAUUCUUGAGCGAACUCCUUGCGGAUCUAAGACAACAUGUAGACAAAGUGACGCUUGAUUCAACUUUGCGGCGAUGGGGGUCCUCUUUCCAGCGGCAACGUGGGGCCCAGCGCUCCGAUUCUACAAUAUCACCGGCCUAUAUGUCUUUUGAUGAUAAAUUCCGAUCGAAGUUAUUGACUCAGCUUACCGGACUCGCACGAACUCAUUAUACCACUCCUGCGACCACCUCAUUCAAAACCGCCGUUCUUCGAGAAAUGAAAGCAUUGAUCCGCAAACAGAUGCCCAGUUCCAGCGAUGAUGAUACCGAAUCAACAAUUUCUGUAUCUACGACUAGGUCCUCAUCACUUAGCCAGCAAGAAAAGUCGUCGAUUCUUGCGCGCAACCUCCGUGCAAUGGAUUCGGAGGAUUCCUACAGCAUGUUGAGCCGAGUAUACACCAACGUCAGCGAAUCCUUGCGGAGACUCAGCGUUCAAGUCAAGAUUCUCCUCGAUAUCGCGAGUGGUUUGGACAAUCCAUCUGAAUCCAAGUCCCGGUCUCCAAGCCCCGAUCCGCGAAGCACGGAGAGCCGCAGACGACCGACAAUAGUGGCACAGGAUGAAAUCUUGCAGGUUCUAGACAUGUCUAGUCUUUUGGGCCAGGCUGUGGACAUCGCCCAGUCCCAGAUAACCAAGGUCUUGAAAGUCCGGACUGAACAGACCUCUCAGCUCGCCAAGGAGGAUUUCCUGAAAUACUUCACCUUGAACCGGCUCUUCGCAGAUGAAUGCGAGGCGAUCUCCGGGAGAAGCGGCACUACCUUGAAAACCGUCGUGGGCAACCAGAUCCGGGACUACGUCACACGGUUCGGUGAGAACCAGCGACAUAGCCUUGUUGAGGUGAUGGACGCGGACCGAUGGGAUGCUAAGGAUUUUGGUGAUGCUGAAAAUGCAGUCUUGAGUCGUAUACUCGAUGCAAGUACCAAGGAUAUUGAGCCUUGGACACAUGCCUCGAAGAUCUGGCUAUCGGCCAAGACGAACGAUACGCCAGAGAACGGCACACCACCUGUGAAUGGCUCUGGCAAAGAAAAGGCGCGGAGUGCCCUGAUCGACGAACAGAAGUACAUCUUGUCACAAUCCGCCAUCGCCAUGAUGCGAAGCAUCGAGAGCUUUCAAUUCCUCAUGGCGAACAUCCCCAGCAUGAUCCAGGACAUCUCGUCUGGCCUCUUGGAGUCGCUCAAGCUCUUCAACUCGCGGUCAUCACAACUAAUCCUGGGCGCGGGAGCUACCCGAAGCGCGGGACUGAAGAACAUUACGACCAAGCACCUCGCCCUCUCAUCCCAAUCUCUAAGCUUCAUCAUCGCCCUGGUCCCAUACAUCCGGGAGUUUGUCCGCCGCCAAGCACCGUCCAGCCCGUUAAUGGGCGAAUUCGACAAAGUAAAGCGAUUAUACCAAGACCACCAGUCCGGCAUCCAUGAGAAACUAGUCGACAUUAUGAGCGCUCGCUCUAACGUGCACGUCAACGCGAUGAAGAAGAUCGACUGGGAUGCUGAUUCCGCAUUGAGCGGUGCGAAUGCAUACAUGGAGACUUUGACUAAGGAAACCGCAACGCUUCAUCGUGUUCUGAGCAAGAAUCUCCCGGAUAUAACUGUUACUAUGAUCAUGGAUCCCGUGUUUAGGAGUUACCGUGAUCAGUGGACGAAGGCGUAUGAAGAGAGAAAUCUGCGGACGGAGGCUGGGAAGCAACGAAUGCAACGCGACGCAGAAUACUUCCACACGAAGAUGGACAAGAUCGACGGAUCCGGAGAAUUGGGCAAGCGUCUCCUGGAACUGGUUCAGGCGAAGAACGUCGAGUCGGGCUCAAGGGAGAGGUCCAAUUCACCCAAGAAGAGCGAUGAUGGUUCAAAGUUAGGGACGAGCAACCAAUCCUGAUAAUUCAACAUUUGUACAGGGGCUACUGUUUGCCCGAGUUAUCUAGGACAUAUUUUACUAUAAUCAAGGAUUUUUGCGCAGGUUUGAAUCUCAUGUUACAGCAGAUGCUUUCGCAUACGCAUAUACAAGAACAGACUUUUUGAGUUGUUCACUUCAAUUCCGUAUAAAUAAUCAGUUCAGUAACAACUCCAACUCCAACCCUAAGGACCCUUUCAUAUCAUAAACAUAACGGAAACAAUAGCGCAUGCUUAGACCGUCCCAUGCAAAUUACAAAGUCACGAGCCCAGCUCAUGCAAAACUCAUCAAAUCGACAUCAUAACUCAUUCAUGCCUUGUGAGCACCAAGUCCCUUGUUCUCCCCAAGAGUCUUGGGCUCAUGACCACCCUUUCCGUCGUCGUGGCCGGCGCUGCCCUGGCCGCUGAGCGGGUUGCUAGCGGUACCGGUGCC